AUGGCCGCCGACCCACGUUCCCCAGGGAACCUUAACAACCCCUCUGCUCCUCCUCCUCCUCCUCCUCCUCCUCCUUCUCCUCCUCCCCCGUAUGCUCCUUUUGAUACUUCCUCCGCUUCAGAUCCGUCGGACCUCUCAGCCUCUGCCAACCUGCCAGCCAAGCUUCCUCCCCAGAUCCCGCAACCCGCCGACACCAACUCCAACUCCAACAACUCUCCCAGCCCAGCUCCGCCGCUCAGGUCCCGCGCUGUCUCGUCCGCUUCAGUUCGUCGCAAGCCUUUGCCAUUGACGGCCUCGCACCUAGCCACGAGGUACUCGUCCGGUGAACACCUCGCGUCCACCAUCGAACGGCCCGAGGAGAGUCUUUCGAACUCGAGGCCCUUCUCUGCGGACAGCCCAACCCUCUACGAGUUUCCUUCUACCUCUACGCUUCCAUUUACCCCGGCCCGCUCUUCCCUGAGGUUCUCGAAACCUUCCAACGAGCACGCCGCGCCAUCUUUGGACGCCCCGUCUUCCGAGAGUGCUACAACCGCGAAGCAAACUACCACCGACCAGAGUUCGAACCUCGCCGUUCCGUCGCAAGCUCACGGUCCGCUGGUUCCUGCGGCAGAGGAUGCAACUUUAGCCAGUGAUUCGGCCCUGUCAUCUGCUACCGAAUCCGCCGCUCCGUGGUCCAGCCAUUCGAGCUCUAAUAGCCUCGCGGAUUCCGCUACUAUGUCCAUUUUCUCGUCCAAACCCCCACCACCACAUACAAUAAACGUGUCCAGCCCUCCGUCGCGAAGCUACUCGGAAGAAUCAAGCGACUCUCAUACAACCAUCCAGAAGCCACAGCCGAAGUCCCCCGGGGGGUCCAAGCUUGGCUCAUUCUUCGGAUGGGGAGGUAGUGCAUCUCCAGCAUCUUCGACGACAACAUUUUCGGAGAAUCCAUAUUCUCCGCUACCAUCGCCAUCUCCCUCACCCCAGACACCAGACCACCCCCCUACCCCCUCUAAUGCCUCCAAGCCAACAACCAGAAACCCACCUACAGCUAUCGAUAUUCCAAAAGCAAAUGCUAGCGCGGAAAGCUAUUUCGGAAACGCACAUCUUCAACUACCCUUGGCAACACCCUCGUCCCCAAUACAAGUCGAAGAGAUGGAAAAGGAACUAAAGGAUAUUAGUUCGGAGCUCGCCGCCUCUAUUCGGCGGGAGAUGGACCUGGAGGAUCUGGUGGAGCGAUUACAGUCAGAGGUACAAAACUCGUCGGGCGGAGGAAAGCGCACCAGCGACUAUUUUUCAGAUUCAGGGACGACGGCCUCAGUAGCGAAAUAUGGAGAAGUAGAUUCAAGGCAAGAAGAAUUGGAUCGCAUGAUCCGGAGGACUGAGCAGGAAAAGGCGCAGAUGAGGUUAGAACUCACGGAGAAAGUACAAGAUGAAAGAGCCCGCCGGAAAUAUCUUGAGGCCCAGAUCCGGAGUCUGGAGGAGAAGGCGUCACAUGUCGACCUUGCCUCUAUGAACUCCAUCGAUGCAAAUGGACGUCUGAAGGACCUCGAAGCGACUUGCGAAGACCUCCGACGCCGGUUGGCUGGAGAGCGACAGAUGAAAGAGAACUUCGAGGACCUUCUGACAGCACUGAAAGGGGAGCUCCAGGAUUCACUCAAUGAACGUGACAACCUCCGAGAUGAGAUAGUGCCGCAACUCCGCGCGCGAGUCGAGGGCCUUGAGGCCCAAGCGGCGCAGCACGAAAAGCUCACAUACGAACAAUCGAAGAUGCAGCAAGAGCUGCAGACCCUCAAAGACGAAAACGUAUCACUGAUCAAUGCGCAAAAGCAGCAGAAGAGGUUUAGUAUCAUCUCUGAAGAGAUUGGAAAUGCGCCCGUGCCAACUAGGUCUAGACCUCCGUCACUCACACGGUCGACAUCAGUGAAGACGACUGAGUCACGUGAGGCACUUGCGGAACGGGUGAAGGAUAUCGAGCUUCAACGAGACGCCCUGCACCGUGCCCUCAAGAGUCUGCUGGAGCGACAGGAGCACCAGAAUCGUGAGAAUCAGAAGAAGAUCCGUCAGUUGGAGAUUGAGCGAGAUCGAGCCCUCUCUAGUUCGCCCAGACGGUUAGCUUACGACAAGGAGGUUGCAACUCUGCGUGAAGAGAUCAACACACUCCGUCGUAGGGCCGAUGAGGCCAUAGAACAGAAAUGGCAGUGCGAGAAGGGCCUCAGUGGUCUGAAGAUGGACCUCGAGCGUGCGGAGCAGGAGAUUGGAUCACUACGAAACCUACUCCAGGAAAACGACAUCUUGAUCCCGGCGACAACACGUCUCAGUAGUGGUUCCAUACCUGAAAGCGGCCAGGUGUCCUCGGAGUCCCUCGAACAGGCAUAUCGAGAUCUGCAAAAGGAGUAUACAGCCUCGUUGGAACGGGUCAAGGCUUUGGAGCUAUCGGGUCCAAAGGAUGAGGAAACGAUGAUGGCGAUGAAACAGCUAGAGCAGAGCCUGGCAGAUGCUAUCUCCGAGCGAGACUUCGCAAGGCAAGAUGCUGAGGCCUUCCGAGAACAAGCAGAAGAUCUCCGGCAGUCGGAGACGGCUCACGUGAGCAACGAGGUCGCCCUCGCUGAAGAACUUCGUUCCUCUGCCAAACGUGUCGAGGAGUUGGCAGCGCAGGUCCGGCAACAGCUUGCCUCCAACGCCACUCUCCGACAACGACUGGCCGAGACGGUAGAGCGUGGGGAGAAGGAGCAGAGGGCCAAUGCUAGUAAGAUCAUGGCCUUGCAGAGCAGGCUCAAAUCCCUCGAGGACCAACUGAUGGCCGCUCAACAAAACUCAGAAGAGGCGAUUACUCGCCAUGAAGAGGAGAUCCGCGGUAUCAAGGAGAACAACAAUGUUCAACUGCAGCGCAUGAGAGAUGGGAUGCGCUCCCCCCGGAUGUUCGCCUCCCAAUCGGCCGUCGCGCCGAUGUUUGCCAAUUCGACCAAGGCACCGCGAAUCUCCCUCACCACCUCUGGGAAGGCCAAGUCUGUAUCCGAGGACUCGAAUAUGGAACUCCUGAGGCAGAGGGUGGUAGAGCUGGAAAGUGCUCUUGCCGAGGCGGAUAAACAGAUGGAGGAUGUGGUAGGACGUAUGAACGUCGCGCAGGUCGAGGUCAUGAACCUGCAGAAUGAGAGGGAGGAGGCCGUACGGGCGACGAGGAAGCUCCAGAAGGUGAUCGAGGAGGCGAAGCUGAGGAAGGCUUUUUAA
This is a messenger RNA of Amorphotheca resinae ATCC 22711, 3207 nucleotides long. RefSeq lists its product as hypothetical. NCBI's taxonomy places the organism in Eukaryota, Fungi, Ascomycota, Leotiomycetes, Helotiales, Amorphothecaceae. The transcript has 3 exons. The record is from RefSeq and is a predicted model, not a curated record. Bases 1 to 3207 code for a protein of 1068 amino acids.